Dunckerocampus dactyliophorus (ringed pipefish) is the source of this 3507-nucleotide messenger RNA. It is a transcript of the gene eif5a2, whose product is annotated as eukaryotic translation initiation factor 5A2. The transcript is spliced from 5 exons. NCBI's taxonomy places the organism in Eukaryota, Metazoa, Chordata, Actinopteri, Syngnathiformes, Syngnathidae. The coding region runs from base 175 to 639 and encodes 154 amino acids. Gene Ontology annotation, biological process: positive regulation of translational elongation; positive regulation of translational termination. Gene Ontology annotation, molecular function: translation elongation factor activity; ribosome binding; RNA binding. The record is from RefSeq and is a predicted model, not a curated record.
AUGGUAAGCGAGCGCACCAGAGGUGAGCUAGAUUUUUUGCCCCGCCUUCUAUUCCGCCGGACACGUGAUCUCGUACCUGCCCGCCUGGCUUUCUGUCGCCGGAUAAAACGUUUUGCGCAUGCGAACUGACCUUCUUUUUUCUGCGGGCUUCAGUGGAGAACAAGCAGGUUGAACAUGGCAGAUUUGCCAGAUUCUUUUGAAGGCGGAGAUUCAGGGGCCUCAACAACGUACCCCAUGCAGUGUUCUGCCUUGAGGAAGAACGGCUUUGUCAUGCUAAAAUCUCGUCCGUGUAAGAUUGUCGAAAUGUCUACCUCUAAGACUGGCAAGCACGGGCAUGCCAAGGUACACCUUGUUGGAAUUGACAUUUUUACUGGCAGGAAGUAUGAAGACAUAUGCCCUUCCACCCAUAACAUGGAUGUCCCAAAUGUGGUUAGGAAAGACUACCAGGCCCUUGAUGUGGUUGAUGGCUUUUUGUCCAUCUUGGAUGAUUCCGGGGAUACCAGAGAGGACCUUAGAAAUCCAGACAGUGACAUCGGCAAAGAAAUUGAGAAGAAGCUUGAAGCUGGGGAUUCAUUUAUGGUCACUGUGAUGAAGGCUAUAGAUGAAGAAGCAGUCGUCGGCAUAAAGCCUAUGAAUUAAGUCCAGGAGCAAGCUGAAGAUGCCACAGUCUUUGCCACGCAUCUCUGCCACGAGUUAGUCGCCUAAAAUCUGAAACUGUGGACUGGGUCAGGUUGUGUGCUUUUUUUUUUUCUUUUUUUUUGACAUUCAAUUUGUGCUCAGAACUGAGGAGCUCAAUGAAGUUACCAACAACCAGCCAUAACAUUUUGUUUUAAGUAUGGCUUUUUAUUCUUACACACACUCCACGAUGAGUUUAUUGCAAAAGUAUGCCUUUCAGUAACUCUUUUAUGGAUGGAAAGUUCAAUCUUAUGAAAAUAGAUGACAGCCAAUGAUGUGUAAAAUUGUUGGCCUACAGUUUGAGGUAUUUUAUUUUUUUAGGUAGUGGGUGGAGGGAGAUUAGAAUAUUUUUGUGGGUGGGUGCUUUGUCUUUUGAAUUUUUUUCCCCCCUUUUACUUUUGCGGGUUAAACCUUAUGUCUGGUUUGUACUCACUCAAGGCUUGCUUCUCCCCCUCCAAACCCUCUGUAAGGGAUGUGAUUGGUCAGCAACUAUUACAUUUCCUGUGUGUACGAGUCGUUGAGGGCCCGAAGGCCCGCAAACGCUUCUGACGCAUAAACCAGUCUCUAGUGUGGCUCACAUGGAGGUGAUUGGGAAAAUUUGGCUGAACGUUUACAUUGACACGCCAGAACUUACUGGGAACAUGUGUUCAAAUGCUCACUGUUGCCUUAAGGCAAAGUUGCUCAUUCUUGAAGCCCAGACUUUCUCCGCAAGUUCACCUUUCCACCACAAGGCCUGUAGAUGACAGAAAUUCAAUUGUGACAUAAUAUACUGGCGAGACGACGUGUAAUUUGCUAAUGAAUUAAUAAACUAACUCGACACAAUGCAGUGCCGACACCACCUGCAAACAAGCAACACGCUUUUGCAUCAUCUUUCGUUAUGUGUAAUGCUUUUUUUGUGACAUGGACUGUUACGUAAUCAAUGUACAUCAGUGGUCGGAUAACUUAAACGUAUCCACUGGACCUCAAUGCUACUCUACAGUUUUCCUUUUAUUGCUCACUGAUGAACGUGGACCUUUUUGCAAGCAUGACACUUCGUUAACAGUAUUUCCCUUGAGACUGCAGCCGGAAAUACCGGGUGACCGCCAACAUGUUCACAAAGUUGGUAAACUGAGCCACGGCGUUCCUCUUCACGCGUGGUUGCGUCUGACUACGACUCCACCGCAACCCGAUAACCACUGCUCUCAAAGACUUCAACUGUCCCAAAUGAGGCUCUGACCAGAAGGACCAGUUUUAUGCAAAUCUCUGGAUAGGUUUGCCUGCUAAUUCCUCACAGGCUGGAGUAGGUUUUGCUUUCAGAAUCCUAACCAGAUCUUGUCUCCGGCUUCAUUUUUCUUUUUUCCUCCUGCAGAGCUUAGUGCCGCCCCAUCUUGCAUUCCACUGGAAGAAUGCAAAUUGUCUAGAACAAAAGGGUCAAAACCUAAUGUGGCCAUGCUUUUUAAAUUCUUGUUUUUGGGGGCGGCGGGUGGGAAUCUGUCUAAACGCAGUUUACAUCAGUCUGGGUAAAUGGCCCUGUUGGUGUCCUUCACAUGCGUCUGCAUAGCAUUCAUUUCUCUCAGGGCUUGAAACUUUGCCAUUUUAAAGUUGCCGCAUUUGUUAGGCAAGCGAAUUAGCGUUUUAGCUGCAAAAGAAGCCUGUCUUAUCGGAGGAUGUUACUACUACUUGUGUGUGUGUGUGUGUGUGUGUGUGUAAAAUAGCAUUAAUUCCUUCAAUGCUGCUGCUUGUUUUUUGUGGUGCGACAUAUAUAGGAUGUCAAACCAGCUACUCAAGUCUAAAUGUAUAUGCAUGCAUUUUUUUUUUGGUGUUGAGACCAUAUUUUGAUGAAUUUUCUCCCAAGUGUGUGAUGCCGGUGUAACGUUGAGCCAUGCACCCCUGUCGAGUUGUACGUGCCGUAGCUCAAUCGUGUGGAUUUCACCUAUGCAGAUAUAAUAUGUAAGUAAAUAACGUUGUAUACGUACAGGAGUAUCAUCUAAUCAUUUAUUAAUCCUUGAAUAGGUUGCAAUGUAAAACAGGCAAUCCCUCGCCACUUUGCACUUACAAUUUUGCAGCGUCACUCUAUUAAAUCAUGUUUCAUGGUUGAAUGUGACCUAUUAGUGAAAAAAAUAGCCCCCCUUACCCCUCUCCCUGGUGCAAGUCUUCAAGUUCGUAUGUUGUAAAGUGUGCUUAUUUGUGCCUACAGUAUGUGGCUGAGGUUUUUUGCCAGGCCCACACUGUACUCCCCCAUAGGAGCAUAGUUUGAAAUUGUUUUCUCCUCCCCGCUCCUUGUUCUUCCCUUUCUUCUCCCCCCUCCCAGUCAACCUCUCCUGUCUACCCCCCGUCAUAUUGUAUGGUAUGUUUAUGUACAGACGGGUGAUUGCACAAUUUUGCUUGUACCUCUGUAUAAGUGACAAAGGCCAUUCUGAAGAUGCGCAUAUUUAAGCAAAUGUUAUCCCUUUUGCCUAAAUUAAGCAUUUAUAAGCAUAAAAUAGUCUAAAUGAACUAAAAUACAAAGGAGACAUUCAGCUUACUCAUUCAAGAUGCUGUGAUGGAUUAUUUUAUACGGGUCAGUAGGUGCCAGUAAUGUUUGGACUGGAACCAAUUAACAGUGAAGUGAUAAAUGAGGGAUUACUGUAUUUACAGUACAUGUACUGUAAAACUUUAAUGUAAUGACAAAAUACACAAAAGAUUGAAUCACAGAAAUGGUACACGUAGAACAUUUAAAACAGGUUUCCUUGCUAAACUUGGAAACUGGAGGGUGCAUGGCUCUGCAUUAUACCAGAUAUGUGAUUUGAGUGUACAAAAAACUGGGGAAAAAAACCUUAUUUGGACAAAUAAAGUUUUGACUUUUAAAAUGUU